UGUUCUGUAUUCACUUCCGUAAAUACACAGUUCUCUUCCUCUUGUGAAGGGAGUUCACACAUGCCCUUUGUUAUUUGCAGCAUAUUUGGGAAUUCAUUUUUAAAAUGAAUUUAUUAUCCAUAAAUAUCAGCUGUGAGUAACGACAUAUAAUAAUGAAACCAGCUCGUCUUAUCGAGCUCAGUUGGGUUUUUUAGCGCAAGGAUAGCUUACGUUUUCUUAGCAAAAACAAACGUUACUUUUUACAUGAGCGCAGUCAAUAUGGAGAUAGACGAUCUGGACUUUUUGAACAGUCCUCCUGUGAAGACUGUCAGGUUUGGAGGCAGUGUGGUGGAAACGUUAGCUAAACAUAAACAGGGAGACUCAAGUGAUUAUGAACUGCUAAAACAUCAGCUGACUGAUCCUGAAAUAAAGGAUGCACAGAUCAUCAGCUGGCUGCAAGAAUUUCGGAGUUGUGUGACCCAGCUAACGAAGGAUCACGAACAGCUCAUCUAUACUAUCUUGAGGCUUCCAUGGGUGGGCCGGAACCAGGCUGUGGUGGAGGAGUACAUGACCUUCCUCAGUAACCUGGUCUCAGCGCAAACUGUCUACCUGUGUGCCUGCCUCAAGAUGGUGGCCUCCCAUUUCACUCCCAAGAGAGUGACCAUCUGUGAAGGAGGAGUAAAUAUCUCUGAUUCAGAUGAUGAAGAUGAAAACCUCCCCAGAAACUUCGAUCAGUGUCACCAGGCGUUGCAGCUUAUCACCAGAUACGUUCCAUCCACAAGUCGCUUUCUGAUGCCCAUUCUGCAAGAGAACUUCCCUUUUGUACAGAAAUCCCCGAGAACCCUGGAGUGUUAUGUCCACAACCUCCUGCGAGUGACAGUGUAUAUACCAUCCAUUCGACGAGACAUACUGGAGCUGAUCAUUGGAAAGAUGCUCAAACUGGAUGUGAGUGCAUCCCGGUCAGACAUUGAGGAGGCAGAGGAGAACAUAGUGCAGAACCAGAGGGCAGAGGAGCAGACUGAAGAGGGACUCUUUGACAUGGAUGAGGAUGUGGCAGCAGAUCAGCCAUCCAGGACAACUGUAAUGGCCCAUCCAGUGGCUGAGAGGCUGGACACUCUCAUGGCUGUGAUGAUGGCUUAUAUCAAGGACGUCUGCCAUGUCAGCGGCUCUCUUCAUGCAGAAAGGACUAAGGAACUGUACCGAGAUUUGUUGAGUGUGUUUAACAAGCUGAUUCUGCCAACACAUGCUUCCUGUCACGUCCAGUACACACUCUUUUACCUCUGCAGCUUCAGACUGGCCCUGGCGGAGGCCUUCCUGGAUCACCUGUGGAAGAUUCUGCAGAGCCCCUCUCAGCCUGCUGUCCUCCGCCAGGCUGCUGCUGGAUUCCUGGGAAGCUUCCUGGCCCGAGCCAAAUUCAUCCCUGUGCCCACUGUGCGGGCCUGUCUGGACCUGCUGCUCUCCUGGAUCCAUUGCUACAUUGACAGCCAGGAUAGCAGCGGCAGACAGGCCUGCUGUGACAUCAGCUUGCAUGGGCCAUUCUACUCUGCCUGCCAGGCCGUCUUCUACACACUCAUCUUCAGGCACAGAGCCAUGCUGGAGGGCAACUUGAAGAAAGGUCUAGAGUACCUGCGGAGUCUAAACCUGGAGCGGUUGGUGAUGUGUCAGCUGAACCCUCUCAAAGUGUGCCUGCCUUCAGUCACCAGCAUGUUUGCUGCCAUAACCAGGAAGUAUCAGGUCGUGUUCUGCUACACCAUCAUAGAAAGGAACAACCGCCACGUGCUUCCGGUAGUCCGCAGCUCUGCAGGAGGAGAGUGUGUGACAACCAACACCAACCCUCUCGACAGCUUCUUCCCAUUUGACCCCUACCUGCUCAAGAGGUCUGUUAUGCUUAUCAAGCCACUCUACCAGGUCUGGGAGGAACUGGUAGACACAGAGCUGCUUCCUGCCAAAACAGGCCAACAGGGCUCGAGGGAGGAUGAGGAUGACUUCCUGAGUGGGGAAACACCCCAGACCGAGGGCAUUAUGGGAAUGACUCCCAGCUCCUACGACUCGAACCUCUGCAGCCCAAGCAGCGUGGGUUCACCCCCCUUCGCCUUCCAGAAACCAUUCUAGUCCUUCAUUAUGGACCAUCAUGUUCUCUGGUCUUCUCAAAACAUCCCUGCUCUAUGAAUCCAGCAGCUUCUGAGGAUCCCUCAGAAACAUUUGGGGUUGUACGUUGUCUUUACUCAGAGCAGAAAGAGCUGCCGCAGACUGUAUGGACUAGAAUCUGUGCUGUCCUGCUGAUAAUCCACAUUGUUUAAUUUAUAAGGAUUCAAACACAAAGUGAAGAACACUGAACUUUGAGCCAUUUACAGUUGAAGAGAUGUGACUGAUAUCUGUUCAUGCAAGAUUGGUUAUCUGUGUUAAUGAACAAAAAUGUUUAGUGUAGUCACAACAUUUAAACCAGUGACUGGUUUUAAAUGUUGUGCCUGAAUGGUGAAUAAGACUACAGUUUGAUCCUGACUUUUUCAGAUUGUUGUUUUCAGUAAAAGGCCAUGUUGCGACAUGCAAAAACAGUGUAGAGUGAAAGCAACAGUAUCUGUUAGAGGGUCCCAAGCUCCUGAUGAUCAAAUUCAACGCUCUCAAGACGUAUAUUAAGUUUUAAAUGAACUCUACAUAGACUGUUGUUGAGUAGCCUUAGUUUUCGACUUAAAUUCCAUUGAACUUGAGAAGUUGUUAUAUUGUGUGGGUUAAGAGGCAGUCGUAUUUGUUUAUUUGUGAAACUCGUUUUACUGUAGCCUGGUGCAAAAUACACAACUUUCCCAGAAACAUUUCUGUGAUCCGAGACAAAAAUCCACAAGUCUGCAUGGAAUCCGCCCCUAACCCAUCACGACAAGUUCUGUAGUUUUAGCAGUUCUGAGUUCACCCCACAGUGAGCUGUACCACAUCAAAUGCCGCAGGUGAUUUUCUCAUAGCCAAAUGCAGAAUUUAUAGUUGAAGAUCCUUGGAGAGGAGUGUGAGAUGCGAGAAGGGAAAAAAACAGUGAGCGCAACAGGAAACUUUAGGCGGCAGGGGGGAAGGCAGUGGACACACACAAUGCAGCGUACAGCAACUAAUGAUAUUAAUGCAAUAAAAGUAAUUCAAUGAGAUUCAUGGGAAACAAAAAUGAGAUGGCGCGGCAUAACCCUAUGCAUCAAAAAUGUGCAAAAUAUACAUAAACCGCUGCAGCUGAGAGAGAGCGAGCACAGCAGGUCCAGCAGCUCAGCACAGACAAUGUAGAGGGUGGAGAUGGUGCUGACGGAAAAAUGCAGUUAUAAAAUCUUAAAAAGAAAUUUAAAGGAUAGGAUAAGAUUUUUUUAAACUCUGUCUUAAAACAUCUACCACUACUACUACUCACAUGUCAAUAUGUACUAUGAGGCUUGAGCAGUCUGACUGAGACCAAUCAGAUAAUCAUCUUCCAAAGUUUCUUAUUCGUGUUUCCAUUUUUCCUUGCUGAGCCACAAUGGAAAAAUAGUAACAAAAAGAAGGAAUUUUGUACACAGCUGAUACUUUGGCUGAACUUUGGAAUUAUUUUUUCACAGAACGAGGACUGUGGAUUUUGUCUCCCAUCACUUACACUGAAUUGCUUUAAGAAGGGAUCUCUUUGCAGCCAGUAUGAACAGUAAAGCCACCAACAAUGCUUUCAGUGUACAUAUGGGAUUGUGAAUAAUGUUUUAAAGACAGACUUGAAUAAAUGUGAACAUAUCCUGUAAUGAAUUGGAUACUAUUGUUACCCAAUUCUUUCUAAUAAUUGGUUUUUAGUUAGUCUAUCUUAUGUUACUUGUUUAUUCAUUUUGAGACCUUUUAUAUAUUUGUGUGGUGUUUUAACUCUGUCUGAUUUCACUGAGAUUUCUGUAGAUUAAAGUUAAUUCAUGUUUCUUUUCUCCACCACAACCUUCGUUGUGGCUUGUGUAAAUACCUUCUGUGCUAUUUUUAUGCCACAACUGCCCCAUAGUGACUUCUCAUCUGUUUUCUUUGAAUAUAGCGUUGAUUCUCUAAAGUUGUGGAACUGGAAGAAUAGUGUCAUCAGUACACUUUGUCUGAGAUCAGUUGUGUGGUUUUAUGUACCAUCGUGCAAAAACGUCUUGCAGUGUGAAAAGCACAGUAACCGGCUUUAGUUGCUUCUGUGGGAAACUGCAGGCUGUGACACACACUUCAUGUUUGUCAUGUUUGAAAUAAUUUCCUUGCAUUUGGUAAAAUUGUCACCCUGUGGAAAGUACUAUUAGUAUUGGAAAUCAAAUGGUAGUUAACUAUCUCUGAAAAACACAACAUCAGGUCCAGUCAUCAGUUAUUCCUUUAAUAUAAAACAUUAACAGAAAGAAUAUGAAGCCACAACAAAGAUGCAGUCUGGUUGAACUAAAGGACAUGU
Xiphias gladius (swordfish) is the source of this 4366-nucleotide messenger RNA. RefSeq names its product RRN3 homolog, RNA polymerase I transcription factor (gene rrn3). Gene Ontology annotation, cellular component: nucleus. Lineage: Eukaryota; Metazoa; Chordata; Actinopteri; Istiophoriformes; Xiphiidae. The record is from RefSeq and is a predicted model, not a curated record. Gene Ontology annotation, biological process: transcription initiation at RNA polymerase I promoter. The transcript has 17 exons. Gene Ontology annotation, molecular function: RNA polymerase I core binding; RNA polymerase I general transcription initiation factor activity. The coding region runs from base 244 to 2091 and encodes 615 amino acids.